Messenger RNA from Cuscuta campestris, 1603 nucleotides. Lineage: Eukaryota; Viridiplantae; Streptophyta; Magnoliopsida; Solanales; Convolvulaceae. The record is from the annotation of a GenBank genome assembly.
CACGACAGAAGAAGGUGGGGGACAAACGUCACUCUUGGAGCUUUGGAUGAGAGUGACCGCUUCAAUUUGUUUUCAUUACCAUUGCCAACAUUGCUGCUAAGCAUUCGAAUCGCAUAAGAAAAUGGGUACCACCGAUGGAAGCACAGUGGCGCCGUCGCUCAUGGCCGAUUUCCUUCAGAAGUCCGGCGGCGUAGGCGUGAUCGACGGCGGCCUGGCCACGGAGCUGGAACGGCACGGUGCGAACCUCAACGAUCCUCUCUGGAGUGCCAAAUGCCUCCUUGAUUCCCCCCAUCUCAUUCGCGCGGUACACCUGGAUUACCUUGAAGCUGGUGCAGGCAUCAUAAUCUCUGCAUCCUAUCAGGCAACCAUUCAGGGGUUCAUGGCCAAAGGUUUUUCCCAGGAAGAUAGUGAAGCCUUGCUUAAAAAAAGUGUUGAAAUAGCAUGCGAGGCACGAAAUUUAUACAACAAGAAAUGCAGAGAAUCUUCUUCUAAUUAUACUACUGAUGGGAAGGUUCUUAAAAAUCGGCCUAUCCUAGUUGCUGCAUCUGUGGGUAGUUAUGGAGCUUAUUUAGCCGAUGGAUCUGAAUACAGUGGGGACUAUGGAGAUGUAAUCAAUGUGAAGUUUUUAAAAGAUUUUCAUAGGAGGAGAGUUCAGCUUCUUGCUGAUGCUGGUGCUGAUAUAAUGGCAUUUGAAACUGUGCCAAAUAAGAUUGAAGCUCAGGCUUUUGUUGAGCUGCUUGACGAAGAGGACAUCAAAAUUCCCGCAUGGUUAUCCUUCAACUCUAAGGAUGGCAUCAAUGUGGUCAGUGGUGACUCUUUAUUAGAGUGUGCUACCAUUGCAGAUUCGUGCAAGACUGUUGUUGCUGUGGGAAUAAAUUGUACCCCUCCGAGAUUCAUAUCGAAUCUAAUUCUAUCCUUGAAUAAGGCUACUGCCAAACCAAUUCUUAUAUAUCCAAACAGUGGCGAGACAUAUGACGCCGAGAAGAAGGAAUGGGUAACAAAUACAGGGGUGUCCAAUGAUAGUUUUGUGUCCUAUGUGAACAAAUGGUGCGAAGAUGGAGCGUCCCUUGUUGGAGGGUGCUGCAGAACGACUCCUGACACUAUUAGAGCAAUAUACAAUGUGCUCUCGACCGAGCAAAACUCGGCACAUCCCAAGUAAAAAAAGCACAGACCGCAUGCUCCUUUCGGUUACCACGGACAGCAAACGGGUGAUGGUCGCAGGGCAUAUAUAUUUUAGGAUAAUAAAAUGUGCAGAGAGAUGAUCGUGUGAAUGUUGGCCAAUGGUUCCGAGCUCUAAAUGUGCAGUUUAUGUGAGGGUGAAUAUGAUGUUUGGAUCUCAUCAUCUUUGGCUCGCCGCUGAAUGGACUGCAGAGUAAUGGUAUUCUAUGUGAUGGUGCAUUUUGUGCAUACUAUACUCGGCAGAAUAUAGAUGGUUAUUUCUGUAAUUUGAUGUGUAUUUUAGCUCUCCCUUGAUAUCAAAGUUCAUUAUGUUCCCAAAGCAAAAUAUCUGGACAUUUUGUUAUUGCCAUUUCUUAAGUUAAUACUAAAACAUUAGAAAAAUUAAUGGUGAUGACUGAUGUUAAAUUAAAGUCUUAUUUUUAAU